Molecule: messenger RNA, 2076 nt
Organism: Populus euphratica (Euphrates poplar)
Lineage: Eukaryota; Viridiplantae; Streptophyta; Magnoliopsida; Malpighiales; Salicaceae
Product: protein IQ-DOMAIN 1
Exons: 5
Coding region: 226-1872 (548 amino acids)
Molecular function (GO): protein binding
Source: RefSeq, a predicted model, not a curated record
AAAUACGUACACACGUUACAUUCUAUAUCGAUGUUAAUUUAUUAUUCUCACAGCCCAGCAACUUCCCUCAGAAAGACGACACACAUGCUAAGCUAGCAUCAGGCAAGCAAAGACCCCAUCAUCCUUACCUCAAUUUUCUGGCUCUUUAUGAUAUAAUGUUUUUCUAGAAGAGGUUGGUGUAAAUGCAGCAGCUUGGUAUAACUUAACCUACUUAUCUUUAAUCUGAUGGGGAAGAAGGGAGGUAGUUCAUGGUUGACUGCUGUGAAAAGGGCGUUCAGAUCUCCAACUAAAGAAAGUGACAAGAGGGCUUCUGGAGCUGGCCAUGAACAAGACGAAGAUGAAGAAAAGAAGAGAGGGAAGAGAAGAUGGUUAUUUAGGAAACCUCCGAAUCAAGAAACAGCGACACAAGAGAACCUGUCAAAGGCAGGAAAUGUUAGGGCAUCCCCAGGUGGUGGUGGGGGUGCUCCAACAGACCAUGUGUCGGCAGCUGAGCAAAGGCAUGCAAUUCCAGUAGCAGUUGCUACUGAAGCUGCUGUAGCCACUGCCCAGGCGGCGGAGGUGGCUUGGCUCACUAGGCCUUCAUAUCAUCCUAGAGAACAUUAUGCUGCCAUUGUCAUUCAAACAGCUUUUAGAGGAUACCUGGCAAGGCGGGCUCUUCGUGCACUUAAAGGGCUGGUGAAGUUGCAAGCUUUAGUAAGGGGACACAAAGUGAGAAAACGGGCCAAGAUGACCCUGCGAUGCAUGCAAGCUCUGGCUCGAGUGCAGGCUCGGGUGCUUGAUCAACGCGUGAGACUUUCACAUGAAGGCAGCAGGAAAUCUGCAUUUAGUGACACCAAUAGCGUGCUUGAAUCGCGAUAUCUUCAAGACAUUUCAGAUAGAAAAUCCAUGUCAAGAGAAAGCAGUAGCAUUGCAGAUGAUUGGGAUGAUCGGCCACGCACAAUUGAGGAAGUCAAGGCCAUGUUGCAACGCAGGAAAGAAGCUGCGUUCAAGCGUGAAAAGACCUUAUCUCAAGCUUUCUCUCAGCAGAUAUGGAGAAAUGGCAGGAACCCAUCAAAUGGCAAUGAAGAUGAGCUCAAAGAAAGACCACAAUGGCUUGAUCAAUGGAUGCCUGCAAAGCCAUGGGAUAAUAGAAGCAGAGCAAGAGCUUCAACUGAUCAAAGAGACCCCAUCAAAACUGUAGAAAUUGACACCUCGCAACCUUAUUCAUAUUUAGUUCCUAAUUUUAGAAGAACAAACCAAAACCAACAUCACCAACACCAGAGAUCCAAUUCAUCAAACAAUGGUGCGACACACUCUGCUCCUUCUCCACUCCAUAGAGCUCAUCAAACUGUUCCACUCCACCACUCUCCUAUCACACCCUCCCCAUCAAAAACUAGGCCUCUUCAGGUUCGUUCAGCUAGUCCACGAUGUGCAAGAGAAGAUAGAAGUUGUAAUUCCUCUCAAACACCAAGUUUAAGGUCCAAUUAUUUUUACAAUGGAAGUUUGAAUCAACAUGGAAUCAGGGGUGGUGCUAGUGUUAGUAGUAAUGGUAAUGCUACAUUGCCAAAUUACAUGGCUGCAACCGAGUCUGCCAAGGCUAGAUUGAGAUCACAGAGUGCACCAAGGCAAAGACCAUCAACACCAGAACGAGACCGGGCUGGGUCUGCAAGAAAACGGCUUUCGUAUCCAGCCCCCGACCCUUGUGAUGUCGGUAUAGUUUACGGCGGUGCUGGUUACGGGCAUGGUCUAAGGAGUCCAAGCUUCAAGAGCGUGUGCGGUUCACGUUUAGGUGGACUAGAACAACAGUCUAACUAUUCUUCUUGCUGUACGGAUAGCUUUGGUGGUGAGCUUUCCCCUUCUUCAACUAACGAUCUUAGGAGGUGGUUGAGAUGAUUUAAUAAUGCAGUUGGUGGGCUAGCUUACUGUGAACAUGUUCAAGUUUUUUGUCAUCAGAAGUGGUUGGGAUAUAAUGGAGUAACUGACCAGAAGAGUAAAGAUAUGUCGAGUUUUGGAUAGGUGGUUGGGACUUGGAUGUUCAUUGUAUUGUGUGUUCUUCUCUCUCUCUUUUUUUUUUUUAUAUUAUUUGUUUGAGGUGAU